CCGAUGUCCCUUUUGCCCUCUCCAUCGCCUCGCCACAGAACCUGUGUCUGUAUAGUGGACAUAUAAACAGCCUCCAAGCCGUCGAAGCACAGAGCGAGCUACGGCGUACCGAUGAAGACGACAGGAGGAGGCAGCGGACAACCAGCCAUGUCCGGACUUGUGUUCUUCCUCUUCCUCUUUUCCCUCUUCACUGCCUCUGCCUCGACGACCAAGCAAAGCCAGGUCUAUAUAGUGUAUCUGGGCGAGCAUGCCGGAGCCAAGUCGAAGGGAACCGUCCUUGAUGAUCACCAUGCCCUCCUCCUCUCCGUCAAGGGCAGCGAGGUGGAGGCACGGGCGUCGCUGCUGUACAGCUACAAGCACAGCCUGAAUGGCUUCGCGGCCCUUCUCUCGGACGACCAAGCCACAAAGCUUUCAGAGAGGACUGAGGUAGUGUCUGCCUUUCGGAGCGACGGGAAGUGGUCCCCCCACACCACGAGGUCUUGGGAGUUUGUGGGCUUGGAGGAAGGGCUCAGCAAGGGCUGGCUGCCGUCUGGCGCUCACGCCGGCGAGAAUGUCAUCGUAGGCACGCUGGACUCCGGGAUCUGGCCGGAGUCGAGGAGCUUCGGCGACGAAGGGCUAGGGCCAGUGCCCGCGCGGUGGAAGGGAGUGUGUCAAGGAGGAGAUUCCUUCAAUUCCUCCUCCUGCAACAGGUCAGCUGUGUGGCAAGCUUUUUGUUGGUAUAAUCAGCUAUUAGUAGUGUAUUCGUGCGCACUGCAUCGUGCAUUUUGGUAUCGUUGGAAGAUUGGUUGGUCGGUUUGUUCGGGCUAGUAUAUACUAGAUCGGUAUCGCGCCUUGGCGCGAGGGUGCCGGUCCCGACGUUUUUCUCAAGCAGGGAUAACGAAAAAAAUAUUCACAUAUAAUAGGAGCAAGAGAUCAUCAAUGGAUACCGAAUGAUAGUACCAACACAUCUCCAUAGCGACCAGAACUAUAGUAAACAUAUUUAAAGGAUGCAAAUGUUCGUACAUGGUAAAUUAAAGAAUGCAAUGUUGGUACAAGGUAGAUAUUGAGUACAAAAGGAUGGAUAGACGUGCCAAAGAGGCCGUGUUCACAAAAGAAGAGGGAGAUCACACGGUAGUUUACACGGUACAUCACAAGAGCUGGUGGCAUCAUGUAUCAUCGGGUACUUGCCAGAAGUUAGAAUAGGUGAUCGGUGACGUCCAUCGAUGAUCAAAGCCAUGGCCUUGGUGUGAAGAAAACAAUUGGUGCAAACACCUCAUGCUCUUGUGCCUGAGACGCCAAAUGAUUAGAUAGGCAUAAUAUAUUUGGAAACAGAAUGUGCCAGGCCUGCGAGCUCAAAAAUAAGAAUAACACGAUAAGUAAAAAUUCAACAGUAGCAUAAGCUAAUCUGCAAGUUGGUGAUAUUUAGAUUGGUAAAUAGAUUCAUUAGGUGAGUAUUCGUACUAAAUAAAAAUAAAUGCCACAACUAAAUCACAAUCAAUAGAUCUGGAGUAUUCUCUCCGAAAAGGGUAUUCACUAGUACAAAACAGGGCUUUCGUCACAGGGCAAUAUUCACAUUAGUCCCGGUUCAGUCACGAAC
Molecule: messenger RNA, 1576 nt
Organism: Aegilops tauschii subsp. strangulata
Lineage: Eukaryota; Viridiplantae; Streptophyta; Magnoliopsida; Poales; Poaceae
Source: RefSeq, a predicted model, not a curated record